AUGGAAUACAACUUAUCGGUCGAGGAUUUUCGAGAAUAUGAAUAUCCUAACAUGGUACAAGGGGCUUAUCUUGAUCAUGGAGGAGCUACCAUAUAUGCGCGAUCACUUAUAACCGGCUUCUCCCAAGCAAUGAUUGGUAACCUCUGGGGUAAUCCGCACUCAGAGAAUCUCCCGGCAAAGUUGUCGGGUGAUAUGAUUGAUAAUAUUCGUGCAAAAGCUCUUGAUUUCCUUGGUGCUGAUCCAAAGUAUUUCGACCUGGUCUUCGUCGCCAAUGCUACGGCUGCUAUCAAGCUCGUUGCUGACGCGUUUCGGGACAUCGGAGAGAAGACCCCUACCAAGGGUUUCUGGUAUGGAUGUCACAAAGAAGCCCACACGAGUAUUAUCGGGGUUCGCGCACUUACGUCUGGGGACUAUCAUUGUUUCGAAGAUGAUGAGAGUGUUGAAGAAUGGAUCUCGCGGCCUUUCAGCUGCCAGUCCCGGAGAGGAAAAUCGACCAGUCUGGGCUUGUUCGCAUAUCCAGGCCAGUCCAAUCUUAGUGGACGCCGGUUACCACAGGACUGGUCGAAAAGAAUACGGCAACACCCUCAACUUCGAAAUGUCUAUACCCUUUUCGAUGCUGCAGCUCUCGCUAUGACUAGCUCCCUCAGCUCCCUUUUCCACGAUCCGAUGGAUGCACCCGACUUCACUUGCCUUUCGUUUUACAAGAUAUUUGGCUUCCCUGAUUUGGGAGCCUUGGUUGUCAGGCGGGCAUCCGGACAUAUACUGAACCUGAGGAGAUACUUUGGCGGAGGAACAAUUGCUCAGUUAUCCCCCUCAAAAGACUCCCGGGUUAUGAAGAAAGUUCCCGGGCUGGGGGAUCUGCAUAAAAUAUGGGAUAUACAUGAAGGUGUCGAGGAUGGCACACUGCCAUUUCACAGUAUCUUGGCGCUUGGAGUCGCCAUCGAUACACACCUAAGGCUUUAUGGCUCAAUGGAUAUGAUAUCUCGUCAUUGCUGUUAUCUCGCUCGCUACUUAUAUGAACGUCUUGUGGAUCUGAAGCACCGAAACGGAUCUCCAUUGAUCGAGCUAUAUGUUGAUAGCCCAUUCAUGUAUGGCGACCCUUCACUUCAAGGGCCAACUUUUGCCUUCAACAUUAUGAAAGAGGAUGGUUCAUAUAUCCCCUGGACGGAGGUAGAGAGGCUUGCCAAUAGCGCUGGAGUAUACAUACGAGCAGGAGGCGUUUGCUGCCCUGGUGGUGUCGCUAAAGCCUUGGACUAUGAGGACUGGGAAUGGGACAGAAUCUUCUCAAGCGGACACGCCUGUGGAUCGAGUGAGAUGGCAGUCAUACAUAAUAAGCCAACAGGAAUCGUUCGCGCGAGUCUCGGUCCCAUGACGACGAAGCGAGAUAUACAGGCCUUCAUAUCAUUUCUUUCCAACGAGUUCAGCACAAAAAGCGCACCAAUACCACGAUUGCUUGGAACAGCAAAGGAUUUGCCGCUACGGGAGAAGUUCCCCUAUCUUACAUCCGAAAAGGAGUUUAGUGAGCGCGACCUUCUUUUUCAUCUCGUCCCUCAUGCAAUCGUCGCAACUAGAUUCUUUACACUUACCCCACGUCUUCGAUACCAGAAUACACCCUUUAUCGAUCUACGCAUUGCGCGCACAAGGCAUCUGCUCGCACUUUUCGCCUACGCCGCUAUUUCAGUACAAAAAAUGGCAAAGAAAAAAGGCAACCAGACUCCUGGUGGUGAGGGGCAGAAUGCGACCCUGGACAACGCUUCGCAAACGCAUCCACAAACCUCAAAUACUAUGGAUACAAACGGAGGGAGUCAAAAGAAGAAACCAAAGACGUCGAAAGAAGGUUCUUCUUCCUCGUCUUCGUCUUUCCAGACACUUAACAUUUGCCGGAACAAGCAUUGGCGAUACAUAUCCUCUUUCCACGGUCCUUGGCUCCAAAUGCCUAUCGAAAUCCUCGAAACAAUUGCCAACAUCAACUACAAUACCCCCCGGCCGUGUCCUAUUGACCCUGCCGUCCUCUAUGACCUACUGAAGAUUCGCCGUCUCGUCGACGAAGCCACCAAUCUCGCCGUGAGAGCUGCUAGUGACAUUGCCUCACCCGUGUUGACUAACGUGCAUGGUGGACUACCCGGCGCAUCUUCUAUGUCUGUGUUGGGAAUGACAGGGCCAGGACAUGGGACAAGAUUGAGCCGCGAGCGCAAGUUUCGGAUGAGGGAGCAGGCAAGCCAGAAGCUUAGCCGUGCAUACCAUCUAGAUGAAAUUGCUUGCAGCGUUGCAACAAUGCAGGGUGCUUCACCGAUUGAUGAGAUUGGGGCGCUGGUGCUGUUGCGUAACCCACAGGAUCAAGAUGCCAAAUAUGUACAUUUCUUUCAUGAGAAAAUACCCUCCCGCCAGUUGGCAGAGUCUACUAGUCUUCAGCCCUUGACAGACAUCAUAUCCGAGAGGCCCAACGAAGGCGAAGCUCUCCGAACGCGUGCAAUCGUCAAAACUUUCAAGGAGGAUUUCGAAGGUGCGGCUCAUGACUUGACAGUCGCUCUCACAGUGUGUCGAAUACAUCAGCAACCCCAUCGACUCAGUGGCAACGAACUCGAGUCCCAGUAUGCACAUCGAGGCAGACGAUGGCGUCAAGACAUCACCCCAUCUGAGAAAGAUCAACCGAGUAGUUUAGAAUCUCAGCUGUUAUUCCUUCGUGGCGCGGCGUAUCUAUCACUGGCAUGUCAGUAUGUCGAAGGUGGCAUCCCAACAAGUCAGAGCCAGAGUGGGCAUGCCGAUUCACACAGCCCAGACGAGGCCUUUGAUCCAGAAGUCAGUAGCCGCAAGUCGCCAGAGAUUGAAGAAAAGUCUCUCCGUGAACAGGCCGAAGCGCGGAAGCUUGUCAAGAAGUACGCAAAGUGGGCGCUUCGAGACCUCCUCACCUUUAUGUCACAUUUCGAGUACGCGCCCAAUUUACCAUCCUCCAUCGCAAAGGACUUUAAUGAUCGAGUUAAUUCCUCCGCAAAAGGCACCCGCCAUCCUCGCCCUUCUGAGGCCACAUACUCUCUCGAGCCACAUACCACUUACGCCAUUUCGGAACUCUUCGCCGCCGUCCCCCCUUCAGACCUCCCUCCAUAUCCUAACCAAGAGGUUAAAAACUCCAAUGGGAAAACACAGCCAUCCGAUAUGCCCCAGACAUGCGAAUGGUCGACGUACCACCCCCUUAUGGCCGACGCCCUUCACUCCCUCCUCCUUUGUCACUGCCUCACCCAAACUUCGGCCAAGGAGCUUCAACGCCACACCUACAUGGCGGCAAGACUGAUCCGUCUCGCCGAUGGCUAUCCGGUCUUCCAACCUAGUCGCUCUGCUGCUCGGUCUGACUGGGUUGAAAUUCUCCGCCGCGCCGACGAUAACUGGCUACAGCUCAGCGCCUCUUGGGAGACCUUAUGCAUACCUGCGCCCCUCCCGUUCUUAUACGAUACCCUCCCCCAGGAUGUCUCAAAGAUGCACAUCGGUGCUUCUCGUAAGGAAGCUGCUGCCGCCGCCGCAUCUCUAAUCAAUGGUGGAUCCGACAACGCUAGACCAGCCGUACUGAGUCCGGCAGACAAGCGUCGACAGCGCAAGCGGGAACACGACCAGCGAGUCUACGAAGCCCUCAAUGAUGAACGAGUCUGUGAUGAUGCCACCUUCCGUGCAUCCAUUGAGGCUAGAGAGAAGCGCGAUGAGAAAGAACGUGCUGCAACUGCCGCUGCUGCCAACGGCUCUUCAUCCAAUGCCACAUCUACUAACAAUUCAGGUCUCAAAGGAUGGUCUGACGACGAUAGCAAGGACUACCCCCUUUGCAGUGUGAGGGCUAGCCUUAUCGCACAGUGGGUGCAGAAAGCACCCAUCGUCACAGGUACCACGCGACGCAAGAAGCGUACCAAGAAGACUGUCAGCAGGGCAGCCUCACUAGCUGGCCUUCCAGAGAAGAGGAACCUUGAAGAUGGAAAAUAA
Molecule: messenger RNA, 3963 nt
Organism: Fusarium oxysporum Fo47
Lineage: Eukaryota; Fungi; Ascomycota; Sordariomycetes; Hypocreales; Nectriaceae
Product: pyridoxal phosphate-dependent transferase
Exons: 8
Coding region: 1-3963 (1320 amino acids)
Biological process (GO): molybdopterin cofactor metabolic process
Molecular function (GO): molybdenum cofactor sulfurtransferase activity
Source: RefSeq, a predicted model, not a curated record